CGCUGUUUAGAGCUUUCACAUAGCAGUAAGCAUGUUUACACGAUCGGGCCAGUAAACCGGUCAUUUAUACUGACAAACUUUGGGAGCAAUGCACACAAGUGAGGCGUUUCGUUAAACUAUUCUUCUUCAUAUGUCAGAAUGUAUUCAAAACAGAUUUUUACGCCUCUGUGGCGCCAUCUCUGCCUGCAAGGAAGUCGCAGAGCAGCAGCUUUACAUCCACAAGUCACAUUAUCUCAGUGUGCCGUCUCUAUGACAACUGACACCACUGUCCAAGGCAACACAUAUGCAGAAGAAACGCCAGUCGAUUCCCAAACUAAGAGAGGUGGCUUCAAUUUUAUAAAAGCAACAAAGUCAUCGUGGGAUCUAACACCACAUAUUACAAAAAGUACAAUUGAAGACCUAGAACUGAUGUUCACAAAGGUGUUGUUUUCACAUGAAAUGUCGCUAGUUUUGGCUAGACUCAAUGAACUCAGAAGACAGGGCUAUGUCCAGGUCGAAACGCUUGGCUCCGGAAACUUUAGUCUGUUUGAAGAUAGACUACUAAAUGGAAUUUCGUAUUUGAGUGUUUCGGACACAGUUAGCUGUCUGCUGCCUCUUGUAGAAAUGUAUGAAACUGAUACACCUGUGAUAGAAGCAUUGGGGCAGAAGGUUCUUCAGAGUAUACAGAUCUGUCCUCUCCCUUCCCUCAUCAAGGUUGUGUCUCAUCUUCAGAACCAUCAGGAAAGCCCACUUCGCAAGGAGAUCGUCCAAAACGCUGCCAUCAGGCUUGGUGAACAGUGGGAGGACAUUACCAAACCGUCUCUCCUCUUGUCCUUGAUGUAUGCUGGGUACUCCAUCAAGGCAACUGAUGACCUGGCUCUCACACUGGUGCAGAACAUGGGCGCAAAACACUUAAGUCGAAUUCUGUUUAUUUUGGCUAAGAAACAACGUCGAAAUGAGCCCUUGAUUCGAUCUGUGGUGAAACAGUUGAAUAAACAGAAACAAGAUAUGAAUACGUUGAAUCUUAAAGACUUUGCUAAACUUUUCUAUGCUUGUAGCCGCCUUAAUGUGUAUGACACUGAGUUGUUACAGAGUAUUACUGCCAACACUACCAGCACUCUACAGCCAGAGUCACUCACCCUGCUGUCAAUCUUACGCUCACUGUCCGAGCUUCAGUGGAAAGAUGACACUCUCCUGGAUGGACUCACUGAACUCUUAGAGAAAGGGUUAGUGGAACUGUCUGCAAUGGACAAAGCUAAGGUGGUCAUAUCUAUUGCCAGAUUGAACUACGUCAGUCCACAGACAGUCAGGCUGGUGAAGGCCAUCUUGUCGUCUAACCUGGCAUCUGUCAGAGAUGAAGAUCCCACACAGUGGCUUGACCUUGUCUGGUCUCUGGCAAUCCUCAACAUGGCUGACAGUGCUAUGAUUGUGACAGUCCUUGACUCAAGCUUUAUGGAGUAUUUUCCAGUUGAAGACACAUACCGCAAGUGGUGGACGGACAUGAAGCUGAUGAACAUCAACACAACAGCCCAGCUGGAGACACCAGGCUAUGACGGCCCUCUGCUUCCACCUCAAGAUCAGCCUAAGACGACAGAGUUUAUGAAGAAAAACAGAUCAAGUGCCAAACUGAUUGACAAGGCACUCUCGACAAUGGUUCCUUUGGAGAAAUACGUCAAGUCCAAUAUUUUCAGCAGCUCUGGGUAUCACAUAGAUGCAGAAUUGUUUGUUGACAAAAGUGGAACACCAAAGCCGUAUGACUCGUCAGUUGAUGACCCAGAGCUUCAUAGGGUGUGUAUCCUGGUGCAGGACUACCUGGACAUGACGCUGCACGACAUCGCCCCCACUGGACUCCAGGCCAUGAAGGCGCGCCACCUCUCUCUGCUCGGCUACAAGGUGGUGCAGGUUUCCUACACGGACUUGGCGGACAAGAACACAGUGGUGAAGACUGUACAGUACCUGCAGUCUCGCCUCAAGGAGGCAGUCGGUGCAGCAUAGAGAUACAGACAGGCUGAGUGAUGGACAACGUGGGUCGCUAUAAGCUGAACAGGCUUAGGAUACAACAUAAUCCAUUGGUUACAAUUCUUGAAAUAUGGGUGGAUGAUUUAUAUUGUUUUAGUUUAAUAAAGAGUCCCACUCAA
Haliotis rufescens (red abalone) is the source of this 2117-nucleotide messenger RNA. Its product is annotated as FAST kinase domain-containing protein 4-like. Bases 139 to 1974 code for a protein of 611 amino acids. Gene Ontology annotation, biological process: regulation of mitochondrial mRNA stability; mitochondrial RNA processing. The record is from RefSeq and is a predicted model, not a curated record. The transcript has 7 exons. Lineage: Eukaryota; Metazoa; Mollusca; Gastropoda; Lepetellida; Haliotidae. Gene Ontology annotation, cellular component: ribonucleoprotein granule; mitochondrial matrix. Gene Ontology annotation, molecular function: RNA binding.